AUGGCGGCCGCCGCCUGGCUCAGCGGGGGCCUCUCCGGCCUCAUGUACACGGCCACCAUCUUCUCCGGGCCCUUCUGCGGGUCCAACACGAUCCGCCAGUUCUUCUGCAACGUCCCCCAGCUCCUGGCACUCUUUGACCCCAAUGUGAUCCUCCGAGAACUGGCAUUCUCGGUCUUCAUUUUGAGUCUCUGCUUCUUCUGCUCGUCAUCGUCUCGUAAAGUCGCUGAGCGAAAGGGGGAGGAGGAGAUCUGUGAAUUAGAGAUCUCGGGCACUGACGAGACGGCCCUGGAUAAUCGCACGGCACUGGCCUUCCUCAAGGCGAUGUUGUACGACCGCUACGUGGCCAUCUGCCUCCCCCUGAGCCACGAGGUCAUCACGAGCGGAGGGGGCCUUGGGAAGAUGGCGGCCGCCUCCUGGCUCAGCGGGGGCCUCUCCGGCCUCAUGUACACGGCUACCAUCUUCUCCGUGCCCUUCUGCGUGUCCAACGUGAUCUGCCAAUUCUUCUGCGACGUCCUCCAGCUCCUGGCGCUCUCUGACCCCAGUGUGAUCGUCCUAGAAGUCGGGGUCACAAUAUCCGCUGUUAGCCUUGCCUUCCUCUUUUUGGCCUCCAGCAUCGUCUCUUACAUGUACAUCUUCCGGGCCGUGCUGAGCUUGCCGGCCGCAGAGGUCCGGGCCAAAGCCUUCCCCACCUGCCUGCUCCACCUUGCCAUCGUGACUUUCUUUGUCUCCACGGGUGGCUUCGCCUACCUUAAUCCAAAAGGUUCUCCCGUCCUUGACCUGCUUCUGUCGUUGUUCUAUGCCGUAAUGCCUCCGUCCAUGAACCCUCUGAUCUACAGCCUGAGAAACAAGGACAUGAAGUCUACUUUGUGGAAAAUUCUGGGUGGAAAAUUGUGA
Tachyglossus aculeatus (Australian echidna) is the source of this 894-nucleotide messenger RNA. RefSeq names its product putative olfactory receptor 14L1. Gene Ontology annotation, molecular function: odorant binding; olfactory receptor activity. Gene Ontology annotation, biological process: G protein-coupled receptor signaling pathway. The record is from RefSeq and is a predicted model, not a curated record. Gene Ontology annotation, cellular component: membrane. The coding region runs from base 1 to 894 and encodes 297 amino acids. The transcript is spliced from 4 exons. NCBI's taxonomy places the organism in Eukaryota, Metazoa, Chordata, Mammalia, Monotremata, Tachyglossidae.